Perca fluviatilis (European perch) is the source of this 4228-nucleotide messenger RNA. It is a transcript of the gene nova1, whose product is annotated as NOVA alternative splicing regulator 1. NCBI's taxonomy places the organism in Eukaryota, Metazoa, Chordata, Actinopteri, Perciformes, Percidae. Gene Ontology annotation, cellular component: cytoplasm; nucleus. The record is from RefSeq and is a predicted model, not a curated record. The transcript has 4 exons. Gene Ontology annotation, molecular function: mRNA binding. Gene Ontology annotation, biological process: regulation of alternative mRNA splicing, via spliceosome; mRNA splicing, via spliceosome. Bases 684 to 2018 code for a protein of 444 amino acids.
CCUCCACCUCCUUCAUCAUCUGCUUAUGCUAUCCGUACACCUCUUCAGCCACUGUUGAAGGUCACUCUACAUGCUUCCCCAUUCAGCGCUGAAGCCCGCUCCCCAAGCCACUUCACCUUUGUCACUUUCCACUAAAGAAAGUGAGUGAAUGGACUGCCAUACUUUAUAGUGCUGCGUCAAAAGAGGCGGAGUAGAGGAGAAAAUUAAAUUUUUUGGGACCGGCAUCAGGGGGUGGGGACAUGACGUGCUUGAGGGAGGAGGCUACCCAUUGGCCGAGCGAGGUGUCAGUCCUGCGUGCUGCUGCAGACGGACAGGCCACUCGAUGAAUAUGGAUGAGAGCAGUGAAAAGGGUGAUGCGGCAGGGAAGACCCCCCCCCCCUUCAAACCGAUGCAGGCUUGAACAAUGCGUGCCGUCUUUCACUGAAAACACUGAGAGCCUGCAUUAGCAUUUUCUCAGACAAUUGAGGCUCUGGCCAGCUGCAGGCAUGGCUCGGAUGCUGCGGUGAAAUCUCUUUUUCUGCACCCACUGAUGAAUUAGACCUCGGUGGAAAAAGUCGACCGGCCGCAUUCCUCAACACUACCAUUGCACCUAUGCCGAGGCUAACGUUCAGAUCCCCUUUAGAGAUUUUGCCCCGGCAUUGAUGGCGAUCUGACAGAGGACUUGAGAAGCAGCAGAUCUCAGAAUGGAGGAGGGUGAGUACUUCCUGAAGGUGCUGAUCCCCAGCUAUGCAGCCGGCUCUAUAAUUGGCAAGGGCGGCCAGACCAUCGUACAAUUGCAGAAAGAGACGGGUGCCACCAUUAAGCUGUCCAAAUCCAAAGACUUCUACCCAGGAACAACAGAGCGCGUCUGUCUGAUACAGGGUACAGUUGAAGCCCUCAAUGGUGUCCACAACUUCAUUGCGGAGAAAGUCCGCGAGAUGCCCCAGAGCGCCCAGAAACCUGAACCAGUCAGCAUACUGCAGCCACAGACCACCGUCAACCCCGACCGCGUCAAACAGGCCAAAUUGAUCGUGCCCAAUAGCACAGCUGGGCUGAUCAUUGGCAAGGGCGGAGCCACAGUGAAAGCAGUGAUGGAGCAGUCAGGGGCUUGGGUGCAGCUCUCCCAGAAGCCAGAGGGCAUCAACCUCCAGGAGCGGGUGGUAACCAUCAGUGGGGAACCCGAACAGAACCGCAAGGCUGUGGAAAUCAUAGUACAGAAGAUCCAGGAGGACCCUCAGAGCAGCAGCUGCCUCAACAUCAGCUAUUCCAACGUCUCGGGCCCCGUGGCCAACUCCAAUCCCACUGGCUCCCCCUACGCUAAUACGGCCGAGGUGCUGCCCAACGCAGCCGCGGCAGCUGCCACUGCCUCCAGCCUCCUGGGCCAGGCCGGCUUGACAGGAAUGGGCGCCUUCCCCGCUACCAUGUCCACCUUCUCUGGCAACGAUCUGCUGGCCAUCACCUCAGCCCUCAACACGCUGGCCAGCUACGGCUACAACACUAACACCCUAGGUCUGGGCCUCAACCCUGCCGCUGCUUCCGGGGUCCUUGCUGCAGUGGCAGCUAGCGCUAACCCGGCCGCUGCGGCUGCAGCUAACCUACUGGCCUCCUACGCUAGCGAUGCCUCCGGCGGCGCUGGCCACCCCGCUGCAGGCCUCGGGGGCUUCUCCCUGGGUUCUCUAGCAGCUGCUACAGGGGCAUCCAAUGGUUACCUAAAUGCUUCGUCCCCACUGAUGGCCUCCUCCCUAUUGGCAACAGAGAAGCUGGCUGAUGGGGCCAAGGACGUGGUUGAGAUUGCUGUGCCCGAGAAUCUGGUUGGCGCCAUUUUGGGGAAAGGAGGGAAAACGCUGGUAGAGUACCAGGAGCUAACGGGAGCCCGCAUCCAGAUCUCCAAAAAGGGAGAGUUCAUUCCUGGUACUCGGAACCGUAAAGUUACCAUAACAGGGUCACCGGCCGCCACGCAAGCAGCGCAGUAUCUGAUCAGCCAGAGGAUCACUUACGAGCAGGGCGUGCGCGCUACCAACCCACAAAAGGUGGGCUAAAAAGGAAAAAGAAGAGGAAAGAAGGAAAGGAUGAAGACAGAGAUAGAACGGAAUUGAGAGGGUCACAAUGAAUAGAAAAAAGAAACGUCCAAAUAUCUGUUCAAUAUUUCAGUCUCAAAUGAAAGAAUCACAAAGGAGGAGGUGGGGGAGACAUCCAAGAUAAGUGUGUGUGAUAUGUGAAUGUGUUUUUAGGACUGACGUCCUGAUGUUUUUUAAAAAGUUUGUGUCGAGUCCUUUUGACGAUGGUGAUCAGAGUAAGCUGAACUGGUCCACUGCCAAGCUGCAGAUUCAAGGGUGAGGCCGCAGGGUUUCACCCUCCUCCAAAACCUCAUAGCUGUUUCUUUUCUUUUGGGUUUGGGUUUUGUUGGUUUUGAUUUGGGUUGCAGACCUCAGCUCCCGGUGAGUUGAGCGGUUCAGAUGAAGUUCUAGCCAGCUGAUAGAGCUGUUUUACAAACCUUGCUCUUUGUAUACAAUGCAGAAGGCAUUGCUAACAGGGGAGAGGUUUUACGACUAGCGCCUGAGGUCAUCUCAGUGUAUGGGGAAGCAAUCUGAGUAUCAUAUCUUUAAAGAAAUCACAUCUAUGUUGACUUAUGUUGAAUUCUGGCUCGUAUCAUAAUUGAAGUUUCUAAAUUUGGGUAUUUUAUAUUUGUUAUCCUUUUUAUUUAUUGACAUGGUCUCAUUCAAACACAAAUAGAUUAUUUAAACCUGCGAAUGCAGGUUGAUCUGAAUGUAAAAACGAUAUUAGCCUAUCGCUAUUUUUUAUUUACAGGGAUCAAAUAUUGUGUUGCAGUGAAGAAAAAAAAAAAAAAGAUGUAUAACUCAACCCCAGUCUGAACUUCACUGUUGCUGUCUGCAAUUAUAGUUCAGGGGUUAAAUAAUCAAUGUGAGAGGAUAGAGGAGACACACAGGAAUGUAUGAAUAUAUUUCACACGAACACGCUUAGAUAACGCUCCCACAAACACUGGAACACAUUUGCAUAUUCAGUCACAGCUACAAACACACCGAAAUAUGUUGUUUAACCCGUUCUUGGUGCUAUAGGAUUAGGUUUCUAUCUCCUUUACCAUGAAUUCAAAAUCUCUCUGGCGACUAUUCUCUUGGAUUAAAAAAGCUGAUAUGUCGUCCAGCCAUUAGUAGCCCAUUGGAUCUGACCCAGCCUCUCACCUACUGAAAAAAGGAUUGAUUUCAGCCUUUCAUGUUAGAAAGCAAUCCAGUCUUAAUAUUUCAAGCCCAUCCGCGUUCCCAAUGCAGGUCUUUUUUUUUUUUUUUUUUUUUUUUUUUUUUUUUUCUUUUUCUUCACAAGAAAAUUGGCCAUUCUCUUGAUUUUCACCUGACAAAGUGUUUGCCUUAGUCACACAUUUGUAACUCCCAAGAAACAACUUAAAGCUCAGACUACCUUUUGAAGCAGUGUCUAACCAGUUCAGUCAGCAAAGGGAACAAAAGCACUACAAAAGCAUUUUUCGUAAGAAAAAGCUGUAUGAACCAAUAUCUGUGAACAAAGAAACGAUUGCCUUUACAUUAAGGGUACCAAAUAGUCAAGAGACACGCACCAAUGAAAAAGGGAAGUCGAACGACACUUGAAAAGAAGGUUUGGACUCACUUUUUUUUCUUUCUUCCGUGAGCCGUCCUUCCCAAUUUGCAUCAAGACAAAAAAAAAAAAAACGAUACUUCAGUUCAGGCAGCCUGUUAUCGUUCCAAAAACACGUUAACGCUCACUGACUGCGGGUGGAGCACGUAAUAAAAACACCGUGAAGUGUUGCGGCAUCGUUGUCUUUUAUGGGCAAUUGUUUGUCUAAUGCAGGGAGGCUAAUUGUCUAGAGCAUUUCCAAGCACUCGAAGAUUACCUUGGCUUCCUUCUGUGCUGCUAUCCAUGGUGUUCAUCCUGAGUACACUGGGUCUCUGAAGACUGCACUGUGAGACAUUAAGAACACAAUGUAAAGCAUGUCUGUCCCUGCCGGGAUGUGAGUAUAUUUUAAUGUGCACAUCUAUGUCACAUAAACCAGACCUAUACCAGUACUGACAGAAGGGAAAUAUUUCCACAAGAGCAUUUAUUCUCCAGCGUCUUGUGAUGUUUCUGUUUUACCAGUUCCAAUGCAUUGCACUUAAAUUAGCAGACGUUCUUUUAAUUUCAAUUUUUUUCAAUCAGCGAAACCACAAAUGAUUCCCUCCACACUUUUCCCUGCACUGUAUUUUCUCCAGUCCUAUUACGUCCC